UUGUGAUUUGAAUCAAUCACUUUGGGAUACAAUUGGUUGUUGCGAUGGCUGACCAUAAGAUUCAGACACAAAAUGAACACAAUUUGGACAAAACUGGCGAAACUUCCGGUGAUAUCAAGAAGUCCUUCGACAUUGAACUGGUCUGUGAGGCCCUCCAGAGGUGUAUUGAAGACAAAAAUGCCAUCGAUUUGACCCAUUAUUUGCGCGGAUUUACUGAACUCUUGAGGUUUUUCAAUCUGUUGGGCAAAGUGUUUGUCUUUGUGGCCAACGAUGUCGAGUCAAAAAUCAAUAUAUUGGACGUGUAUUUAAAAGAGUCUGAAAACGGACAUCAAUAUCAAACAUUACAGUCGAUGAUCGCCUACGAGAAGACAAGUAAUUUGCUAAAGAUUGACAUUUCAAAGAGACCGUCGGGUGCGCGAACACUACUGAGACUGCAUCGGGCACUGGAGUUUGUCGCACAGUUUAUGCUUGAGGUUAGCCGACUGGACGAUGAUAAGGGAACGGCUGAAGUGGCCCGUCUUUGCUAUAAACGUACGUUAGCUAAAUACCAUCCGUGGGUUAUUAAACAAUCGGCAUCGCUAGCCAUGUAUACACUGCCAUAUCGGUAUCAGUUAGUCCAACGGGCCUACGGCGGUACUGUACCGUCAUCCAUGUCUUCAGUAACCAUAUCCGAUAGUAUGAAUAGGUUAGCAGUGAUUGCCGACGAAGUUUUUCACGCCACUGAAAAACUUUUCGAUGAACACGAUUUGCUUGAUUUACCAUAAAUUUGCUAAAAACAUAUGUUUUCAGCAAAUAUGUCAAAUCAAACAAUGGUAUAAAAAAAAAUCAACCUCUUCUACCCCUUAGUUAUCAAAUAUAUCUUUUAUAUAUAUAUAUUAU
Oppia nitens is the source of this 879-nucleotide messenger RNA. RefSeq names its product ceramide-1-phosphate transfer protein-like. Gene Ontology annotation, cellular component: cytosol; membrane; cytoplasm. Gene Ontology annotation, molecular function: ceramide 1-phosphate binding; ceramide 1-phosphate transfer activity. The transcript has 2 exons. The record is from RefSeq and is a predicted model, not a curated record. Bases 45 to 764 code for a protein of 239 amino acids. NCBI's taxonomy places the organism in Eukaryota, Metazoa, Arthropoda, Arachnida, Sarcoptiformes, Oppiidae. Gene Ontology annotation, biological process: ceramide transport; intermembrane lipid transfer.